Messenger RNA from Coregonus sp. 'balchen', 3683 nucleotides. The record is from the annotation of a GenBank genome assembly. Lineage: Eukaryota; Metazoa; Chordata; Actinopteri; Salmoniformes; Salmonidae.
UACAAACAAGUGGAGCAGUAUAUGUCCUUCCACAAGCUGCCGGCUGACUUCCGACAGAAAAUCCAUGACUAUUACGAGCACCGGUACCAGGGGAAGAUGUUUGAUGAAGAGAGCAUCCUGGAAGAGCUGAAUGAACCACUCAGAGAGGUAAUUCCCUGCCUAGACAUGCACACCAUGAACACACACACAGUUCACGCGCACACACACACACACACACACACACACACACACACACACACACACACACACACACACACACACACAAACAUUACUAACAAACUAUGUCUAUCCAAUAUUCAGGAAAUUGUCAAUUUCAACUGUCGUAAGCUGGUGGCAUCCAUGCCACUGUUCGCCAACGCAGAGCCCAACUUUGUGACGGCCAUGUUGAUCAUGCUACGCUUCGAGGUCUUCCAGCCCCGUGAUUACAUUAUCAGAGAGGGCACCAUCGGCAAGAAGAUGUACUUUAUCCAGCACGGAGUCUGUAACGUCAUCACUAAGGGAACCCUGGGAAUGAAGCUCUCUGAUGGCUCCUACUUUGGAGGUAUGGGCCUGAACCACAAUACACACAGAGUUCAAUUUAAUUCAUAUUUAGACAUAAUGAGAUCACUGGAGACAGUGCUUUCUGUGUUUUGCUUUACAUCUUUGUACUCUAUGUCCAUGUUCUCAAAUUAUGAAGUGCUUUGUGUGUUCGGGUAUUCCUGUGUCCCUCGGCUCUCAAAACUAGCAUAACCAGUACUUUAUUGUAAGUGUAAGACAAUCCCAGAUGACUGGUAGCUGAACAGAUACUGUGUGGUUUCUACAGUAUAUUUUAAACAUAAUUAAAUAGAACAUUAUUAUAUUGUAUCUCUGCGACAUUUUGAUCUAUCUCUGUUUCCUGACCCUGUUUCCCUUUUCCAGAGAUCUGUUUGCUGACACGUGGCCGGCGGACUGCCAGUGUCAGAGCGGAGACGUACUGUCGUCUCUACUCCCUGUCUGUGGAUAACUUCAAUGAGGUUCUGGAGGAGUACCCCAUGAUGAGACGGGCCUUCGAGACCGUGGCCAUCGACCGACUGGACCGCAUAGGUACUGAAGCAAGCUCUGGGCCCUGUACCAAUGCACCUUGCUUGUACCUUCUGUGCGCCCUUCCUCAAAGUAAUCACUGGUCUGACAGUACUGUAUCUGUGAAAGCUGUGGAAGCCUUGCUUUCAUCCAUCCAGGUGUUAGAUCAAUGAUAACCAAGGGAGGAAGGAAGAAUGCAUUUUAAAGUAGUCAAAUAUGACCCUCGUUUUACUGCUUCUCUCCCUUGAAAGAGAGUAAUAAGCUACCUGUGUGAUAGUCGUUUUCGUGCUAGUGGUACCCAGGUGGUUCCACAGAUAAAGGUUAUUAUAGUUUUGUGAUUGUAUAUUAGUUUUUAAUUGUAUUCAUUUUUUUAAAUUGUUCGUUUUUGUUUUUGUUCAUUUUCAGACCUGAUCUGCUAGUUUUUAUUUAGUUUUAGUUGUAUCAAAAUAUUUAUAUUUUGUUUUUAAAUUAUUCCAUUUCAGUUUAAGUUUUAGUGUUCGGGACAGAAAGCAUGCGUGUGAGGCAUGGAGACAUUUGUGUUGGAUGGUUUUUUGGUGUUUUUUAGGAUGUUACUUCUUGCCACUGGGGGGCAGUAAUACAUAAGGUGAUGGGUCAGGUUCUAGGUUUGAUUAGGUUUAAAUUAUAAAGUCACUUUCAUUGUGACUUGAAUUUAAAAGGAAUAGUGCUGAGACUGCUGCAAAAACAAUAUGGUGGAAGGAAACUCUCUUUCACCAUAUUUACACCAAUCCAAUGCUUUUUAACUUUAGUAGUACAUGUAAGAAGAAUCAAGUUAGCUACCUAGCCACAUUUUUCCCUGUUAGCUAGUGAUAGCUAGUGAUUGUGAUGCACAAGCCAAAAAAGUAUAAUUUUUUUGUUACAAAUUUCAUGAUGUUUUAUUUUAUUUUAUUUAAGUUCGUUUUCAAGUCAAAGAUAAUAGUUUCAGUAUAGUUUUAAUUUUUCAAACGGGUUUGUAAAUUAUUUUAUUUCAGUUUACUAAAUCGUUUUUUCAAGAUUAGUUGUAUUUUUAGUUUCAGUUUUAGUUUAUUAUAAUAACCUUGCCACAUAUGCUGCAGACACACCAGUGUUCCAACCAAUCGAGACUUGCGACAGAUUUAUUAAGUGGAUGCACCUGUUAUUUUCACAAGGGAGAAGAGGACAAAAACAAGGCUUGAAAUAUGACAGUUGUUUUAUUGAUACUUCAUCUUCAUAUUGGAUCCUAAUAUUACGUAUUGAUAUAAAUGUUUUUUUAUUUUACCUUAUGUUAUAUAUUUUUAUGUUUUACUCCCUCUUAGAAAUAGCAGAUGCAAACUUAUCUAUGAAAAAGAUCUCUAGCCCAGGCAGUCAGUUGAGUAAUACUGUUGCCUCAGCAUGCUAUAGGACAGUGUUAAUUGAUAAAGUGACACUAUGACCCUCUUGUUCUCAGUAUUUUCCUUGAGCAUUGCUUCUUGCCCAAAAAUAUACCUAGUUUGAAGGUCAGAACAUACCGUCUGUGAUCCUCCUCCCUUAUCUCUUAAUUUGUUCUUCCUACUUCUCCUCCUCCCUUGUCCUCCUCUUCCUUCUACCUCAUCAUUUUCUACUCUUCUCCUCCUCUUCACUUCAUCACAGGCAAGAAGAACUCCAUUCUGAUGCACAAAGUGCAGCACGACCUCAACUCUGGCGUCUUCAACAACCAUGAGAAUGAGAUGAUCCAGGAGAUCGUCAAGUACGACCGUGAGAUGGUCAAACUGGUGGACCUCCAGAGACCCCGCACCAUGUCCAUGACUUCCUCUGUCCCCGGGAGCAUGUUCUCCCCCGCAGGGCCUUCCGGGGCUGGGGCCCUCGCCAGCCUCCAGCAGGCUGUGGCCAUGAGCUUCUGCCCCCAGGGGAUGGGGCCGAUGGGGGGAAUGGGGAUGCCGGGGAUGGGGCUGAUGGGUAUGCCGAUGGGUAUGCCGAUGGGUAUGGGUAUGGGGACUGGGCCGAUGGGGCCAGGUCCGAUGGGAACGGGGAUGGCGUCUGGUUCGGGGUCAGGGACGCUGCAGUCCCCACGCAUGUUGCGGAGGUUCCAGGUGGUCCAUAGCCUGUCCCAGAGCCCAGUCUCUGCAUCCCCUCUCCAGUCCCAGCCACCCCAGAUGGCUCAUGCAACAGGGGCGUUUGGGUCAGCUAUCUCCAGCCCACCAGUCCAGAGCCCUCUGGCGCACCCGGGACGGACAUUCCAGUACAUGGGAGGCGUGGGGCCCUCUGGGUCUCAGUUGUCCCUGGUGCAGCACCACGUUCCCAGCCCCACGCACACCAUCCAGAGGCCCUCCUCGUACAAGAGCACCCACUCCCUCCACUCGGGCACCCUGAGCCAAGACGCCCGUGCCCUGUCCUCCUCCCAGCUCUCCCUCCCUCAGGAAGGAACCCCUGCCGCCACCCCCAGCCCUCCCCAAUCAACCCACCCAUCCACCCACGCCUCCUCCACCUCCAUCGGCCCCCCUCAGCCCACUCACCCUAGCCAGCCGGGGCCCUCCGGGGUGGGGGUCCAGGUUGGGGGAAGACCUGCGGGAGCUCCACAACGUGUGGCCUUCGCCUCUACUCCUCCCCCAGGAGGAGCACCUGGGAUGGGGGCGGCUGUGGCGGCAACUGGGUCGGGGCUCCUGGACUCUGGGGUCACCAACAAGGAUUAG